Molecule: messenger RNA, 378 nt
Organism: Orycteropus afer afer
Lineage: Eukaryota; Metazoa; Chordata; Mammalia; Tubulidentata; Orycteropodidae
Gene: CUNH17orf100
Product: chromosome unknown C17orf100 homolog
Exons: 1
Coding region: 1-378 (125 amino acids)
Source: RefSeq, a predicted model, not a curated record
AUGGCCUCGCCCCUUAGAGGAAAGCCCUCUUCGCCCCGAGUGGAGACGACUCGCUAUAAGGAGACUUCGACGGUCCGCGUGGAGACAUCGUCUCACCUCGAGGAGACAACCUCUCGGCAGGUGCGAAAGUCUUCCAGUCGGGUGGAGACCUCUCAGCGCCGCAGCGAGGGGCCUUCCAUUUCCCCCUCUGGAAAACGGCUCCCUCACGUCCUCGAGGUGUCCUCCCAGUUUGUGGAAACCUCCACCCAGCGCAAGGAAACGUCCUCCCGCCACGUCCGAGCCUCAACUUUGCGAGUGGAGACGUCUCUGCACCGCGUGGAGAGCCCAGCCCAGCGGGACAAGCCGGCAACCCGCCAGAAUGUAAAAAUGGCCCCAUGA